AUGUCACCAACCAUUACACCUGAAGUACUGUGGGCGCAGAGAUCCAGUAGCACCGACGCUGAGAAGAACUACUUAUUGGUCACAAUUGUGAUCCCAGACUGCAGCGAACCCUCUCUGGACCUGGAAUCCACGCACCUGGAGUUCAAAGCCAAGUCUCCUGGCCACGUGGGCGACGAGCAGGAGCACCAAUACCACCUGCGCAUCGACUUCUUCAAGGAAAUUGACGCCAAGAAGUCGCUGGGACGCGUGGCGAACGGCAGAAACUACUUCCUGAAACUCUACAAAAAGGACCUCGAGGAGGAGUACUGGCCCCGCCUGACCAAGGAGAAGCUGAAGUACCACUACAUCAAAACCGACUUCAACAAGUGGGUCGAUGAGGACGAGCAGGAGGAACAGGAAGAAGAAGACUUCGGGUUCCCAGGUGCCGGUGCCGGUGCUGGCGGCCAGGAUGCCCAGGCCGCGGCCCUGCAGGAGCUUCUGAAAGGCGGCGGCCAAGGCGCGGGCCAGCAGGACCAGGCAGCCGCUCUGCAAGAGCUGUUAAAGAACGGCGGCCAAGGCCUGGGCGGUGAAGACGCCUGA
Messenger RNA from Lachancea thermotolerans CBS 6340, 579 nucleotides. It is a transcript of the gene SBA1, whose product is annotated as Hsp90 cochaperone SBA1. The record is from RefSeq and is a predicted model, not a curated record. Gene Ontology annotation, cellular component: nucleus; cytosol. Bases 1 to 579 code for a protein of 192 amino acids. The transcript has a single exon. Gene Ontology annotation, biological process: protein folding; chaperone-mediated protein complex assembly. Gene Ontology annotation, molecular function: protein-folding chaperone binding; Hsp90 protein binding. Lineage: Eukaryota; Fungi; Ascomycota; Saccharomycetes; Saccharomycetales; Saccharomycetaceae.